Messenger RNA from Stylophora pistillata, 4133 nucleotides. Its product is annotated as putative protein disulfide-isomerase A4. Gene Ontology annotation, cellular component: endoplasmic reticulum. Gene Ontology annotation, molecular function: protein disulfide isomerase activity. The record is from RefSeq and is a predicted model, not a curated record. Lineage: Eukaryota; Metazoa; Cnidaria; Anthozoa; Scleractinia; Pocilloporidae. Gene Ontology annotation, biological process: protein folding.
UCCAGUCACACGUGGCAAAACAUCGUUUUACACAUUACGAAUUUGGAAGUUUUCCUGGAGCUUGUACCAGAUACGGAAUUUUAAUUUUUCGCCAGUAAGAUGGCGAAGAAAUAUUAUUGGUUGGACAGUUUCAUAUGCCUUGUGUUUGUUGUUGGUUUAUCCGAACAAGCCAAGAAGAAAAUCGACAAAAGUUCCAUCAUAGAAGUAAAUGAUAUUAAACCAUUCAAGAAAUUACAAAGGACCCAUACCAAUUUGCUUGUUUUGUUUGCUCAAAGCGAACGUGAUGCCUCAAGUAGAUUUGAGGUCUUAGCAGAAGUGGCAAAAGAAAUUAAAGGCAAAGGGACGGUAGCGUACAUAAAUUGUGGAGAAAGCAAAGAUACAAAAAAAAUGUGCAAGAAGCUUAGAGUUUCUUCUCAACCUGUUGUGCUAAAGCAUUACAAAGAUGGGAAUUUUAACAAAGAUUAUGAUAGGAAGAACACAGUUAAGUCAAUGUUAAACUUUAUGAAUGAUCCUACGGGGGAAAUGCCAUGGGAAGAAGAAGAAGGUACAGAGGAUGUACGACAUGUUCACACAAGUAGUGAAUUUGUCAAACUAACAACAAAAGAGAAUAAAGCAGUGAUGGUCAUGUUCUAUGCUCCAUGGUGUGGCUACUGUAAAAAGUUAAAACCUGACUACGCUCUAGCAGCCACUGAACUUAAAGGGGAAGCUAUAAUGGCUGGAAUGGAUGUAGAUACUUACGAAGGAUAUCCAAUUAGAGAAAAGUUCAAUAUCACAGGAUUUCCAACUUUGAUAUAUUUUGAAAAUGGUGAAGAAAAAUAUCGUUAUCAAGGAAAACAUGAUAAAGAUUCUCUUGUGGAGUGGAUGAGAAACCCUGCUCCUUCAACUCCACCUGCCAAGGAAGAGGAGUGGAGUGACAUACCCAGUGAUGUUGUCCAUCUCAAAGAUGACACAUUUGAUGAUUUUAUUGCAAACAAUCCCUCUGUUCUUGUCAUGUUUUAUGCUCCUUGGUGCGGUCACUGUAAAGCUAUGAAGCCAGAAUAUACAGAUGCAGCCAAAACAAUGAGGGAGGAGGAGAUUGCUGGUGUCAUAGCAGCAAUAGAUGCAACAAAGGAAACAGCAGUUGGCAAACGAUUCAAAAUUGAGGGCUACCCAACAGUGAAAUAUUUCAAAGAUGGUGAUUUUGCUUUUGAUGUGAACGAGAGAACAGCUGACAAGAUUGUUGCAUUUAUGAAAGAUCCAAAAGAACCACCACCACCGCCUCCCCCAGAGAAAGAUUGGAGUGAAGUGGAGAGUGAAGUGGAGCACUUGACAGAUGACACAUUCAAAGGAUUCAUAAAGAAAAAGAAACAUGUCUUGGUCAUGUUUUAUGCACCAUGGUGUGGUCACUGCAAAAAAGCCAAACCAGAAUUUAUGGAAGCUGCCAAACACGAUGCGGAAAAUUCCAAGGUUGCAUAUGCUGCAGUUGACUGUACAGUGCACAGAUCUGUAUGUACCCAGUUUGACGUGCAAGGAUACCCCACUUUCCGUUAUUUCAAUUACGGUAAGAAGGACUUCAAGUACGUCGGGGGACGGGUGGCUAAGGACUUUAUCGAGUUCAUGGAGAAUCCUCGUGAAGGUCCACCACCCCCACCCCCUGAACCAGAGUGGAAGGAUAUGCCAAGUCGCGUCACUCAUUUGACUGACGAUACUUUCGAGGAAUUUAUGAUGACACAUGAUUCAGUUCUUGUCAUGUUCUAUGCGCCAUGGUGUGGUCACUGCAAGGCAAUGAAGCCGGCAUACAUGGAAGCUGCUGAAGAAUUGCAUAGUAAAAAUGCUCGCAGUGUUUUGGCCGCUGUAGACUGUACCACAGAGAAAUCGUUGGCAACGAAGUUUGACAUUGGUGGAUUUCCUACAAUCAAGUACUUCAGGAAGGGUGAGUUUGCUUCUGAAUACAAGAAAGCAAGAACAAAGGAAGACUUGGUAGACUUCUUGUUGAUUUCCGAAGAUUCAGCACCUGCCGACGCUAAAACAACCAAUCCUGAAAAACCGGUUGAACCAGCUUGGAGUGACGAUGAUACAGACGUGGUCCAUUUAACAGCCAGCACAUUCCAGGAGUUUAUCAAGUCACACAGUUCAGCUCUUGUCAUGUUUUAUGCUCCUUGGUGUCCCCAUUGCAAAAAAAUUAAACCCGAGUUUUCUGAGGUGGCCAAGGAAGUCAACACCGAGAACAAGGUCCCUGGCGCCCUGGGUGCGGUGGAUUGCACCGUGAAUGGUGAUCUUUGUACUGAACAGGAAGUCAAGCGUUAUCCCACACUUAAAUACUACAAAGAUGGUGAAUUUGCUUACAAGUACACCAAGAAAAGAACAGCAGAGGACAUGCUAGCCUUCAUGAAAGAUCCCCAGAAACCUGCACCUCCUCCUCCGCCACCCGACUGGAGUAAGGAGCCUGGUAAAGUGCAUUUCCUGACUAACGAGACUUGGGAUUCAUUCGUGGCGGAACAUACCUCUGUGCUGGUCAUGUUUUUUGCUCCUUGGUGUGGUUACUGCAAAUCUAUGAAGCCAAACUUCUUCAAAGCUGCAGAGAUUCUUAGUGAAAAACAUCCGUCUGAAGCGUUAGCAGCUGUUGACUGCACACGAUUCAAAUCUAUCUGCAAGCGGAUUGGACUUAAAGGAUAUCCCACCGUGAAAUACUACAAGAAUGGUGAAAUGGAAAAAGAUUAUGGUGGAGAUAGAUCAACUGAAGAUAUCGUUAACUUUGUGAAGAGCAUGAGUGGUUUGGACAUUGCACCUGAAGAAGUGGAAGGAACUGAGACUGAAAAAGUAGAAUCAGAUGGAUUGAAAAUCUUAACUUCUGCAAACUUUGAAUCCUUCUUGUCUGAGACAGAACACGUGUUGGUUAUGUUCUUUGCCCCAUGGUGUGGUCAUUGUCAGAAUGCGAAACCCAAAUUCCUGAAAGCUUCUAAAGCGUUUGCCGAGGAAGUUAAUAAAGCUUUCACCGCGGUUGACUGCACUCAGGAUAGCGAUUUGUGUGAUAAACAAGGAGUGAACGGCUAUCCAACCAUCAAGUACUACAGAUAUGGUGCUUUUGUUGUUGAAUACGACGGCGAAAGAACUGCGGCAGACUUUUUGUCUUUCAUGAAGUCGCCUCCCAACCCCCUCCCUCCUGAUCAACCAGACAGCAAACCGGAUGACAAGCGAGACGAACUUUAACGUCAUGUUUUGUAUUUCAAAGUUAUCUUUUAAAUUAUCCUUCCAAAUUCGACAAUGGCCAAAUGAUUCCGAUACUUUUACGAAGAACUCCGUAGAAUUUAUUAGAUGCACCCGACGUUACAAACGUCUCGUCAGACAAAUUUACGACCACGUCCGCAGCAAACUCCAACCGCAAAUUUACCCCUGAUUUCGCUCACUUUUCUGCCUAUACGCAAACAAAUCAACAGGAAAGUAAAAGAAAGUUUAUUUCAAUCUUUCACGCCUCGAACGUAAGUAUUUUCACAUUGUUUUUGUUGAAAAACAGACGUUCAAUGCUCAUUUCUUUCCGCUCAUUGUAGGCGUAGGCGUGGUUGUAAGUUUUAAUUAUCAGAUCAGUAACUUUCCAUCACUUCAUAGGUUAACAUUGAAUCUAUUUUUUUUUAUCAAAAAUUUUAAAAUCGUUUAGGGUACAUUUCGAGUUGACUGGCCGCUAAUUCAUCUCACGACAGUGGGUGACAGUUUCUUUUUUUUUUUUUUUUUUUUUUUUUUUUUCUAUAAAAAGGAAUCACCCUCAGCUUGUUUCUUUCUGGAAAACAUUGUUUGAUUUAUUUAUAAACGAAAUUGCACUUCUUUAGCCUGUUAUGACGUAAAUUUGACACAUUCUGCCCAACUGAUCUGCUUCAGCAGUCAAAAUUUCCGAGAAGACUCUCGAAGAAGCGUUAGCUUAAACCAGUUACAAAUCAUUGCAAAGAAAUCAGUGAUUAAUAUUGAAAUAAACCUGAAAACUUCCUACUUACAAGUCACGGACUGUUGGGUAACACUCUUUGUGACAUUACAAACAAAGGUGUAAAGCCAAACAAAAGGAGUGUUUUAAAAAGUAUUUUUUGUUCAGAUAUUUUUCUCCGCAAAAAUGCUGGUAUCGUUUUAUCAACAGAUAACAGAUCCAAAUAAAGACAAGAACAUUA